Macrosiphum euphorbiae (potato aphid) is the source of this 216-nucleotide messenger RNA. NCBI's taxonomy places the organism in Eukaryota, Metazoa, Arthropoda, Insecta, Hemiptera, Aphididae. The record is from the annotation of a GenBank genome assembly.
AUGUCGGAUAUAACGAGAGGUUACCAUUUAGUUAGUCCCGUGGACAAAGAUAUAUAUAGGCCGAUGUGUUGGAAUGCCGCUGACCGUACGAUCGAUUUUGUGGCGAUGCUCCAAGAGAGUUGCACACGGGAUCGUACCGGUCGUCGUUCGACGGUCGGGGCUCUUGAACGCCGUGGACCGGAAUCGGUGUCGUCGUUGGACCGCAUGAUCAAUUAG